Schistosoma bovis is the source of this 6402-nucleotide messenger RNA. Lineage: Eukaryota; Metazoa; Platyhelminthes; Trematoda; Strigeidida; Schistosomatidae. The record is from the annotation of a GenBank genome assembly.
AGUAACUAACGACACCAAACGACAAUAGAGCCGAAUUCAAAUUCAGGUACUAAAGUUUAUUCGUAAAUCGCAAGUCAUCAACCAAAAUAUAUUGUUUUGACGAUAGUUAUAAAAAUUACAAAACAAACCUUUAAUUUUUGGGUUUCCAAAGCAAAACUUCCGAAAUAUCAAGCCAAAAAUCAAAGUGAAACCGGUUUGUACCAGGUAAAAGUUAUGAACAAACAAGUUCAAAAUUUGUGUACAAUAAAUGCAUCCAAAACACAGGAGCGUUUUAAAAAAUUCAGGGAACCAAUACGCAAAAACAGUAAGAGAAGAUAGGCUUUAGUAUCAGAUAAAACUGGCACCUAUCGCACCCAUUUUCAAAGGAGGUCGACGCAGCUGGCUCGCUAGCUACCGGCUGGUAGCACAGCUCUCGAUACCGUCAAAAAUUAUGGAGUCCUUGAUAUGCGACGGUCUACGCGAAUAUUUGUUAUCCAUAAAAUUUUUUCGGCCCCAACAGCUCGGUUUCAGAAAGGGUCAUUCUCGUAUAACCAACCUACUGACCGUGGUGGACAACCAUCCUUGAUCUCAAGUGGAAGGUUGACAUCACAUACCUUGAAUUCUCAAAAGCUUUUGAUAGGGUUCAUCAUGUAUGUCUUAUCGACAAGCUCAAACGAUUACGUAUCAAAUCAUCGUUAGUUGGUUGGCUUACUUCAUACCUAAAUGAUCUACUUCCUAAAAAUCACGGUUAACCUCAAUUUUUCCCAGGCCGCAGAAUGUCAUAGUGGGGUCGCCAUGGGUUUACUGCUUGGACCUCUUAAUUUCCUAAUUUAAGUAAACGACCUUCCUCAGGAAGUAUCGUCUGAUUUCUUACUUUUCACUGAUGAAGUGAAACAUUGGAGAUAAGUUUGGAGCUAAGAUGCCAAGCUGGUAUUUCAGGUGUAUAUGAAUUGAAUUUAAAGUUGGGAGGGCAACAACGGACUGACCUUUAACACUCCAAAGUGUAAAGUAGUCCAUUUGAGACAUAUUGCAGAGUACGAAUACAACCAAGGUAACUCCCCUCUAGAGGUAUCCCUAGUUGAAAAAGAUCUAAGGGUAUUGUUACCCUAUUAUCAGAAGCCUUACACUGAAUGCAACACAAAUGCCUUUCGAGCAAACCUCGCACCGGUAUCCAUGAAGUGCGCUUUUGGCCACUUUGAUGGAAGAACUUUUUAUUUAAUCUUCAAGAGUUUUAUUCGACCCCAAUUGCAGUAUGGAAAUAUAGCGUUUCUUCUCUCACAUCGGACGGAUAAGAAUACAUGGCAUCGUGUCGAAAGGCGAGCGAUGAAAUCGAAUUUAGGCUUUAAGAAAAGCGCCUCAAAUCACUGAAAGUUUACUCAUUAGAGUAUGGGAAUCUCAAAGGUGACUUUCAAAUGACUUGUAGACUUCUAAACAAUUCCGGGUAUUCUCUUACAAACUUACUUAAGCUCAGUCUCAACACAAAGGUUUCGAGAUAACAACCAGAAACUGGAGACACAACAUAGCAGAACGAACUGUAUAAACACCUUGUUCUCCUUAAGCCUAGUCAAACUUUAGAAGUCGCUACCGGCUGAGCUAGUCUAGGUGACUUCUCAGGAUUCCUUUGAUAGGAAACUUGACAUAUUUCUCAGAAUUAAAAAGAUGUCUCUCUAUAACCCAAUCCACCUAUUUCGGGGAAAAUUUUGUCCGGUUUGGGUAAAUUUCGCGGAAAACUUUGGGAGAAUCGCACGAAAGUUUUAAGAUUUCCCCAGGUCUGAGGAAAAUCUCCGAAAUACUUGAGAAAAUCUUGAGUUUUCCCUAGCAUUUCCACAAACCUUGGGGAAAACCACCAUAUUUCUUACGACUUUGUGGAAAAUUCCAAAAUUUCCCCGAGGUUCCCAAAAAUUUACUUAAGAUGGUGAGAUUGAGAAGUUACAAAUAUUUUUUCUCUCUUUUGUCGUUAAAUAUACUUAGGCUUCUAACUGGAGGCAUUGGUGAUCUAUUGCUACUAAAUACUACUAGAUAAGCGAAAGCUUCUAUUCCGUCCAAAUCUAUUUGAAAAACUGAGGCGUAGUUACCGCUUGAUGCAAAAAUUCAAAAUAUUUGAUUACGCUGUCCAGAAUCGUCUUUAGAUUUUAGGAAUAAUUAUAGUUUGAAAUUGCUACUUAGGUCAGUCAGUCAGUCAGCAAAAACGUAGAACUUCGUACGUACGUACAUCUGUUCGAGUUGCCACACCACAUUAGCACACAGAUGUAGUGGUUGACUCAAAUCCCGUAGUUGUAGAGGUAAUAAGAGUAUAAGCAGUAAUCGGGAAAAUUAGUGUUUGGAGAUGUUAUUUAAAGAGUAUAAUACAGUGAAAUAAAUUUGGGAAGAGAAAACAAGAGACAAGGAGGAAUAAGGAGAUCAAAAUUUGGGAGGGCACAAAGAGUGGAUGCACCUGCGCCAUUGUAAACGAUUUUGAGCCAUGUCAUUCAGGGUCUCUAACCAUCGGUUGCUAUCAUCUCGCCGUCCCCAACCAGGUAGUCUACACCUACCAACAUGACCCAGUCCACUUGUCAGUGACUUCAUGGACUUGUGCCAUGUUUUGGUCUGGCCUCCCCUAGCUUUCUUCCAACCUACUCCUAUACCACUGAACAUCGCACGUCGAGGCAGUCGGUCGUUAGGCAUAUGUAACACGUGUCCCAGCCAUCUAAACUGAUGAAGUUUCACUACGUUAUCAAUUGAUUUGCUACUUAAGUAUUACUCACCAUGGUUAUAAAUUGCUUGGUACAAUUUUGAGCUGAGGUAUUUCAUCAAAAUUAAGAUGAUUUUAUAGCGGCGAGUCACAUACCAUAUUUGUCAACAAUCAUGUAUGAAUAGUACGAUCUCGUUAACCCUCUCAAUCUACCUAUUUUAAGGAAACCUUAGGGAAUUUCGGGGUUCUCCCCAAAGUCAUAAUAAGCUUGGUAGUUUUCCUGAAAGUUUGAGGGAAUUUUAGGGAAAAACUCAAAAGGUUAUAAGAUUCUGUGGAAAUCUAAAGAUUUCCUUAGACACUUUAGAGAUUUCUCCCUAACCUGGGGAAAUUUUGGGGUUUUCGUGGCAGAUUCCCCGAAAUUCACCCAACCCGGACAAAGUUUUACCAGAACUAAGGAGAUCGAGUUGGUCCAUAGAUUAUAUUACCGUCUAGCUCCUAAAGGAUAAACAAUUAUAUUGGGUCCAUUAUAACUUGUAUUAGGACGAUCAAUAAAUGGACUAGAAUGAAGUUAACCUGAGUUUUAAUACCAUGAAAUAACGUAAAAGUUUAUUGGACUAGUUUAAUCUGAGUUGGGCUGUAUUGGGGUAUAGUGAACUGAAGUUGUUCCUGUGUACCACCAAUUAUAAUUGUUCAGGGAAAGUAAUGCAGUUAGUUAGACAGGAAGUGAUAAGUAGGAAGGUAUAUAGAUUAGAAUUCGUGAUCAAUCAUUUUACCAUGCCGGAGAAAAUCACUAUAAUUGAAUUUUUACUUUUGAUAGUCACAUGAAUAGACUGGACUUAUGUAGCCUAAAAUAGUAUAUUAAUGUGUGAUCUUAUCAUGUAAAGAUCAACAACCAAAUCUUCCCUUUGCUAAACUGUCUUCUCAUUAGUAAUUCCUGUUUUCCCAGAUGUAUACGAUAAUAUAUAUGAAAUGGCGCUGUCCUAUCUCAUUUGAUGAAACUAGUUAUAUGACAAAUUGAGUUGUAAAUUAAAACAUAUUAGAUGGAUAUAUAUGGGUACUUGAAUCUGAUAAUGGUGAUGUAAAAAAUUCAUCAUCAUCACAAUCACCAAAUAUCACUCAUUUAUUAAAUGGAUUAAAUCUAUGUACGUCAUGAAGGGAAGGUUUCGUAUUUUUAAUUGUCAUUUUGAUACAUACCAGAUCUUCUUUACCAUAGGUUACUCUGUUCUAAACAAACCAUCAUUAAGAUUAUCAAAUAUUAUCCAGAGCAUGACGUAUUGGUAGUUAAGACAGACAUGCCAUUCUGGGAUCAUAAUCUCUGUAUUAGCUUCUUGACAUUUAACAUAAUCGGAAUUUGAUCUAUGAGUAUCUUUUACUUCGAUAAUUGUCGUUUUUGAAUACUCGUGCUUACUACGCUAAUUAGAAUAAAUGGUGUUAUUGACUGUUAUAUAUGUUAUGAGAAAUUAUGAGUCUGUCCAAAACUUACUCCAGUAGCUAUAAAAAAACCAACACACUGUGAACAUUUCAUACACAUAGUUCCUUUUAUUAUCUUAAAGAGAACAAGAACAAAGAUUGGUGCAGAAUAAUAUGAAUUCAUUUUAUUUCGUUAAGUUCUCAUCAGCUGCUUACAACCUAAAUUAUUUGAAGUUCAACAUUAUUACAUAUAUUGACAUAUUUAUACAUAAAAGUGUGAUUAAGGAAGAAUACAUGUGUAUCAUGAUGUAGCAAAGAUUCAGAUAGAGUUAAUGAGCUCAUAAAAUGUUUGAUUCGAAUAAAUAAAUCAAGUUAGAGAGGGAAAGUUCCAGAACACUGAGAUAGUGAUUAGAACUCAUGAAAAUAGAUUAAUGAUAAUAAAGAAAAUAUGAAUUGAAAUCAAUCAGUUAUGUAUGAUGUAAUUUAAAAGAGUUGGAGUAAUGACGCAAUAAAUAACCUUACAAACAUCAAUCCCUGAAUAACAGCACUAUAAAUGCAUGUAAUGUCCCAGAGAUUUAAUCGCUCAAAGACCUCUUGUUUACUAUGCUUGUUUAAGCUUACUAGUUAAGAUUUUUCAUGCAUCUAAUAGUGCUUUAGAGGAAGAAUUAUUUGUCAUUUACUAUCAUUGCUAAGAAAAUGAAAAAAAACUUUAUUUUAAAACAGAAAUAUGCUGUCCCGAAUCACUGUUGAACUUAGAUGUCAUUAUGUGUGAGUGUGGUACAAGAAUACAUGUAGACUGAAGCUUUUUCAGUUUCUGAUUGCCGUGAAACUACUUAAUACAUCAUUUAUAACUUUAUACGGAGUUUAAACAGACAAAGAACUUUUCCAGUUUACGAGAGUUACAAUAAAACUGAAAAUUAACGGCCUCUCACUAUUUGAUGGUGAUAAUACCCUGAAUGCAUCAGACAGAGAUUAUUAAGGUAUGAUUUUGGGAUAUUGUGUCAUGUAUUGAGUGAGAGUAGUACUAGUGUGCUUGGCUGAUUGACAUAAGUUGUGACUUAAACUUGUUUUGUGAAAAGUAUUUAUUGGACCUUUUUAUUAAGUCUCAUCCCAUUUUUCUUGAAGCUAAUCAACAAAUUUAUUAUACUUCAGUAUUGUUUCGAAACUCCCACAAAUUCCUUCAAAUCAUUCAUACAUUUUCGCAGAUCACUUAGAAUGGUUUGAACGUUACUGAUUAGUUUUAGAAGUUGUACGAAAAAUCAAAAGCUUAAGGAUUGUUUUGCUUUGACAAUAUUUAUCAGAAUACGCAAAAAAGCUUUGUUACAAAAUUUGUGUUAAUGAUUUACCAUCCUCUUGUAAACCUUUACGCAAAUUUUGAGAUAACAAGGGUAUAAAGUCAGGUUCUCAAACAGUUUCAAGUCACCUUAUAUUUUGAAUGCGCAGUAUAAUUAAUAGGGCUUAUGAAACGGAACAGUGAGUUCAUAUCCUGCCUUUCUUCUCUAGUUUAUAUUAAUGAAAAGGCUGUUAGCUUUUACUCGGAAUUUAUUAGUGAUCUCUGGCAAAUAGUAUAAGUUCCAACCACCAUUUUAUAUCACAACAAAACCCAGAAACUUUUCAGAUGAUCCUUUUUAAACCAGACUUUGAUAGAAACAGCUACAAAGCCUUCAUAGAGAGCUCUGGAUAAAUCAUGUAAGUUUACGUCUGGUUUUAGGGAGUGUUUUAUCUAUUUAGUGGGACUACCUGGGCUUUUUAAUUGGGGCUAAAGUUAGUUUACGACAUUUUAAGAACUAGAACUUUAGUUGGUUGGUAGCACUGAAAAAUGACGAAACUAACUACUAAUUUCUAAAAUAUAAGGGGUCACUCAGUCACAUUAUGAAAUGCACCGUAUACAAAAAGAGGUACCGUAAAUAAAUUCACGGUUUUUAUGGUUUUUAUUCUCCACAGAAUUCAACAUGUCUGACAGUAGCAAUAAUAAGAUUCCUAACUAUGUACAUCAGGCUGUUAUUAUGAGCGAAACUAUUAAAAAAGAGUUGAGACAUCAAAAAAUAUUCACAGAAUACAGUAUCAAUCCUUUUAAGAAAACUGAUAAACCAAAUAGAAUACAAGAAGCUGAUGCUGAAGACAAACACUUUGCGAACGUUAUACAACGCGCUUCUUUGGAACCACCCAAAAAAUAUAUCGAACCUCAAACAGAAAAUCAGGAAUAUGGUUGGAUAAGUCAGCCACUAAUGGAAAUAGACAGGAGUGAUCCAAGGUUUUAUCAUCCUAAAGUUGCUUGUGAAAUGACGAAAUUUAUGGAUGCGUAUUGGAAACUAAAUGAACAGCGUAAAUUAAAUUCGUGA